AUUGACCUUUAAAGAACACCACAAUCUCAGAUUGUUUUACUUGGUUUACAGAGGCGGACCCUGCCACCAUCUCCAGCUUUACACAGUGUUCUGUGUUCUUGUUUAUUCACUUACGGGGGGAAAAAAUAAGUAUUUUUGAGAGUUUGUAUCAUUACCUCAUUAACACUGUAACUAUUAUAAUUCUACAGUGCCUUUUUUAAAAUCAUCAUGUCAGUACAAAUGAGCUCAUUUUGGGGACAACUGGGUUUCAUCAGAGAAGGUUUCCAGGCAUCCUGAGCAUCAACAUCAUGUGUAAAUAUAGGUCAGUAUUAAAUGCCCCCUUUUAAAAAUUAAAGCUGUAGAUUAGGAUGUCUUGGGACUCCCUCUCUCUCUCUCUCUCUGUCCAUCUGUCUCUCUCCCCUCUCUCUCCCUCUCUCUCUCUCAGUGACAGCCGUCAGAAACACCACCACGGGAGCUCAGAUCUGCAGCUUGAAAGAAUCCCGCAGCAGAACUCAUCUUCUCCUCCAACGCGAGGACGCACGAACAGCGCCGGGAUGCCCGAGGACAGCGCGUCUCUCUCCGCCCUGAUGGUUCACAGUGAGCGGCGCCGGGCUGAGUCCACUUCAGCUGCCUGAGAGGACCGCAGGACCGCAGGAGUCCACAGCAGAGGCGCGUCGGAGCCUGCAGGAGAGCAGCCGUGAGACUGAAACACGCAGGGCGGAGAAGAUGUGGAUGUUUCACAGCGCGGACGGGUCAAAGUGUCUCUUCUCUGUGUGGAACCAGUGUGUGUGUUACGCAGUGGUGGUGUGUCUGCUGUCCUCGCCCGUCAGGACGGAGGGUCCCUGCCCGUCGUCCUGCGUCUGUGCCAGAGACUCCGGGACGGUGAUCUGCGGGGAUGGGGAGGACGGUGAGGUGCCGGGAGACAUCCCGGAGUGGACGUCCACCUUGAUACUCAAGGGGAGCAACAUCUCAACUUUACAGCGCGGCGCGUUCAUGAGCAACGGCACAGAGUCGGACAUGACAACCCUCUCACUGUCCUACAACGGGAUACAGACCAUCGAGCCCUACGCCUUCCUGGGGCUCCCCAAGCUGCACCUGCUGGACCUGAGCCACAAUCAGCUGGAGUUUAUCUCGGCCCGGGCUUUCCACGGGCUGCUGGAGCUGCGCUCUCUCUACCUGAACGACUCUCUGCUGCCUCCGGCCGCAGCGCAGCUGCCCGGCGCGCUCAGCGCGGAAAGUUUGCGCAACCUGCACCGGCUGGAGUUGGCGGGAAACAAUCUGCGGUCUAUACCCCUGGUAAACUUCAAUUUCUAUAAUCUGCACGCGUUGGUGCUGGUCAAUAACUCCAUAGAGAGCAUCGGGAGGGAAAACGUCACCAGCUUCUACCAGCAAAGGCGCAUCCGCGUGUACCUGUCUCUGAACCCGUUCAGGUGCGGCUGUGAGCUGGAGGCGUUUUACUACUGGUUGAAGAACUCGUCCCAGUGUCCGGACGCAGGGCAACUCCUGUGCGCCGAGCCGGAGGCCAAGAGGGGGGUCCCCGUGGAGAGGCUCCGGGGGGAGGACGUGGAUUGUAUGACCGAGAACCUGGAGGCGGUCUCGUACGUGUUCCUCGGUAUUGUCUUGGCUCUGAUCGGGGUGGUGUUCCUCAUGGUGCUGUACCUGAACCGAGGAGGCAUCAAGCGGUGGCUCAACAACAUCAGAGAGGCGUGCCGGGACCAGAUGGAGGUCUAUCACUACCGCUACGAGCAGGACUCAGACCCGAGACUGGCCAACGUGGCUGUGUGAGGCUGACACAUCAGGACUCAGCUGUGUGGACGCACUUUUAUAAACCACUGUCAUCAUGUUCUGGGAACACAAGGUGAUGCUGCUUUAUAAUCUCCUGGAGGAGGGAGUGCACAAUGCAAAGGAACCUGCAGCAGAGGAGAGGGAGGCUGCAGCUGCCGAGGAGAGUGCCAUGUUCCUGCAAGGUGGACUGUCAUGUUUCAUCAUCGACUGACCACAUGGCAUAAGUUACUCCACCUUGUCUCCACUAGCAGCCUUUGAUCCUUUAAAAUAACACACGUGUAUCAUCUGAGCAGAAGGUCAGCUCGUCAGCAACGGGGGGCAGAAGAGGAAGAGACAGAAUCUAACCAUGCAUGUGAUUGUUGUAGGCGUAGAAAAACCAACCAAAACAUGAAUAAAAAGGUCGAAUAAAAAGAAAAAAAAAAAACCACGGUGAGUUGGCGGUGUUCUUCACGUCGCUGCCUUUUAUCGUCACUGUCAGGAAAUGUUGACUCCGCGCAGCGCAGAGGAAACGUUCCCUCGUCUGUGUGCAUGUUUGAAAAGUUUUGCAGAAUUUGCCAGAAUCAGGUGUGAGUGCACCUGCAGGGCGGCGUCUGGCUCAUCAGGGAAAAAAGGUUUUCGACCGUCUCAUCGGUUUCUUUUUUAAACCACCGAGGAGUGCGAGGCUGGCCGAGG
Molecule: messenger RNA, 2436 nt
Organism: Acanthopagrus latus (yellowfin seabream)
Lineage: Eukaryota; Metazoa; Chordata; Actinopteri; Spariformes; Sparidae
Gene: tpbgl
Product: Wnt-activated inhibitory factor 2
Exons: 2
Coding region: 706-1764 (352 amino acids)
Biological process (GO): negative regulation of canonical Wnt signaling pathway
Cellular component (GO): plasma membrane
Molecular function (GO): protein binding
Source: RefSeq, a predicted model, not a curated record